AGUAAAGUGUAAACAACAAAACAGCUGUAAACUGGUAAUUCAACGUUCCUAAGAACAAUAAUUAUUUUUUUCUUACUUACAGUUGCUAAGUGGUUUGUAAAAAACAUUGCUUAAUUAAGUACUAUCGAAGGCAGUGAUACAGCCCCACUUAUACUAUUAUCUUUACUUGUCGCAGAAUGGAGUAUACUAAUAAAAAUUUCCCUGCAUUGAAGAAUGAUAGGUUAUUAAAAGCGGCAUGUGGCAAAGAAGUUGAUAAGGUACCCGUAUGGGUGAUGCGGCAAGCUGGGCGUUAUUUACCAGAAUUUCAAGCAGUGAGAGCGCAACACGACUUUUUCACAGUGUGCCGGACACCUGAGCUUGCUUGUGAAGUAACUCUGCAACCUUUAAGACGUUAUGAACAUUUGGAUGCAUCCAUCAUAUUCAGCGACAUUCUUGUCAUACCGCAAGCCUUAGGCAUGACUGUAGAGAUGCAUCCAGGAGUGGGUCCUGUUUUUCCUGAACCCCUUAAAGAUGUAUCUGAGAUAGAUAACCUUAAAGAAGAAGGUGCAGUAUCAAGAUUAACAUAUGUUGGUGAUGCCAUUACCCUGACCAGACAUAAAAUUGAAGGAAAGGUACCCUUAAUAGGUUUUACAGGUGCACCAUUUACCUUGAUGGGAUAUAUGAUAGAAGGUGGAGGCAGCAAGACUAUGUCUAAAACAAAAGAAUGGCUAGAAAAAUACCCUAAGGAUGUCCACAGGCUCCUUGGUCUAUUGACCAGAGUAAUUAUUGAUUAUUUAGUGAUGCAGGUUGAAAGUGGAGCUCAGUUGUUGCAAGUUUUUGAAUCAAGCGCAGAUCAUCUCACACGUGAACAGUUUAUUGAAUUUUCUGUACCAUAUUUGAAAGAUAUAAGAAGUGGAGUGAAAACAAAACUUCAGGAAAAACAAUUAGAUCAAGUGCCUAUGACCAUUUUUGCAAAAGGAGGUGGUCAUUCCCUAGAUGUACAAGCAGAGAUGGGUUAUGAAACAAUUGGACUAGACUGGACUGUAGAUCCUGUUGAAGCCAGAAAAAUUGUUGGCAAUAACAUUACAUUACAAGGCAAUCUUGACCCCCAAGAUCUAUAUAAGACUCCAGAAGAAAUCAAAAAGUUAACUAUCAAAAUGACCCAAAAGUUUGGUAAACAACGAUACAUUGCUAAUUUAGGCCAUGGAAUAACACCCCAAACUCCAUUGGAGAGUAUGACUGUGUUUACAGAAUCAGUUCAUGAAGCUGUUUAGACUUCAAUUACGGUGCAUAUUUUAUUCAUUUUUUAAGGUUAUGGUAAUAAUACAUGUUUUAUAGUUUUAUUUGACUAUAUUCUUAUAAUUAUAUGGUUAAAGUUAAAUAUAUG
Pararge aegeria (speckled wood butterfly) is the source of this 1366-nucleotide messenger RNA. RefSeq names its product uroporphyrinogen decarboxylase (gene Urod). The coding region runs from base 177 to 1253 and encodes 358 amino acids. NCBI's taxonomy places the organism in Eukaryota, Metazoa, Arthropoda, Insecta, Lepidoptera, Nymphalidae. The transcript has 7 exons. The record is from RefSeq and is a predicted model, not a curated record. Gene Ontology annotation, cellular component: cytosol. Gene Ontology annotation, molecular function: uroporphyrinogen decarboxylase activity. Gene Ontology annotation, biological process: heme biosynthetic process.